GCAAGCAAGGCAGAGAGGGUGGGUGGGAGGGAAGGGUAGCGAUGCCGCAUGUCUACAUCGGGCACCUCAGCAACCAAGCCCACAAGCGGAACAUGGAGCCCUUCAAGGGUUAUGGGAAGAUCGUCGAGGUCGACCUCAAGAACGGGUAUGGCUUUCUUGAGUUUGGUGAUGUGUGUGAUGCUGAUGAUGCUGUUCAUGAGCUAAAUGGCAAAGAUCUUUGUGGGGAUCAUGUAAUUGUUGAGCACACCUGGGGCCCUCGUUGCGACAGCAGUUAUAGUUCUGGACGCAGUGGAUAUGGUUAUAGAAGAAGUGGAAGAGACAAGAACGGGCCUCCAACCCAUACUGAAUACAGAUUGAUUGAUGAAAAUCUGACAGGCUGUUGCAAUUGGCAGGACUUGAAGGAUUACAUGCAUCAAGCAGGUGAAGUGACUUAUGCUGACGCACACAACGGCAGGAAAAAUGAAGGUGUGAUUGAGUUCAAAUCCUAUUCUGACAUGAAAAGAGCCCUUGAAAAUCUGGAUGGGACAGAAGUAAAUGGUAGAAAAGUAAGACUAGUUGAAGAUAUGCCUGAGUCCAGGCGCCGCCGGUCCUAUUCCAGAAGUCGAACUCAUUCAAGGUCUCGCUCUUGAAGCAGGUAAAAAGGUAAAGGUUUCCCCUGACAUUAAGUCCAGUCAUGUCUGACUCUGGGGGUUGGUGCU
Anolis carolinensis (green anole) is the source of this 698-nucleotide messenger RNA. Its product is annotated as serine/arginine-rich splicing factor 4-like. The record is from RefSeq and is a predicted model, not a curated record. The transcript has a single exon. Gene Ontology annotation, cellular component: cytoplasm; nucleus. The coding region runs from base 42 to 629 and encodes 195 amino acids. Gene Ontology annotation, molecular function: mRNA binding. NCBI's taxonomy places the organism in Eukaryota, Metazoa, Chordata, Lepidosauria, Squamata, Anolidae.